Molecule: messenger RNA, 723 nt
Organism: Eurypyga helias (sunbittern)
Lineage: Eukaryota; Metazoa; Chordata; Aves; Eurypygiformes; Eurypygidae
Product: dnaJ homolog subfamily C member 1-like
Exons: 4
Cellular component (GO): endomembrane system
Source: RefSeq, a predicted model, not a curated record
GCACCUGAAUGGACGGAGGAGGACCUCGGCCAGCUGACAAGAAGUAUGGUUAAGUUCCCAGGGGGCACCCCAGGUCGAUGGGAAAAGAUUGCUCACGAAUUGGGUCGAUCAGUGGCAGAUGUUACGAUGAAGGCCAAACAACUGAAAGAUUCUGUUACCUAUACACCAGGUAUCGUUAGGCUCUCCGAGCUUAAAACGCUGGCCCAGAAUUCAAAGAACGUCAAAGUCAAUGUGAACUUGCCAGACCACAUAAUCACCCAGCGAGAAAGGGAGGAGGAGGAGGAGGAAGAGGAGGAAGGGAACUACAUUCAUCACCCUGAGCAGAUGGAUGUCCAGAUUGAUCCAGGGGAGUCCGUUGCAAGUGAAACGAGACAGCGCAGACGAAAAGUUACCAAGGCACCUGAAGUGACUCCGCCGGCAGCGAAAGAGGUACCAGAAGAGAAGGGCAGAGGAAGACGCCAGAAAGACUUUGAUAACACCGAGCAAGAGGAAGAGAGUGAUGGUGAGAGCAGGAAAAGAGAGAAAAGCCGGGCCCCAGAAGAGCUGUGGACUCAGAAUCAACAGAAACUUCUUGAAAUGGCCUUGCAGCAGUAUCCAAAGGGAACAUCAGACCGCUGGGAUAAAAUAGCCAAAUGCGUUCCUGGGAAAAGCAAGGAGGAGUGUGUAGCAAGAUACAAGUUGCUUGUUGAACUGGUACAAAAGAAAAAAAUGGCUAAAAGCUGA